Molecule: messenger RNA, 1978 nt
Organism: Panonychus citri (citrus red mite)
Lineage: Eukaryota; Metazoa; Arthropoda; Arachnida; Trombidiformes; Tetranychidae
Product: DNA-binding protein SMUBP-2-like
Exons: 2
Coding region: 14-1954 (646 amino acids)
Molecular function (GO): ATP hydrolysis activity; DNA binding; 5'-3' DNA helicase activity
Source: RefSeq, a predicted model, not a curated record
UUGUUCGUGCAAAAUGAGUGAUACAAAGACUCUAGUUAAAGAUUUCGUGAAAAAACAAAGAAAACUUAUUGAAAUUGAAUACGAAGCCGAAAAGGAGAAAACAGAUGUUGAUCGAAAGGUCCUCGUUAGCCAAGGGCUUUGUAUUCAGAACUUGAAAUCUCUUCGGACUGUGUGUGGUUUGCAAGGUCGGAUUUUAAUCACUUUUACUCGCAAUCUAAGAUACGAGCAGCAAUUAGGUGCUCAUAAAAUUACCUGUGGUGAUAAUGUUUCAAUUGAGGAAUCGGGUGGAGGAAAUACACGUGCUUCGGGUGUUGUUCGUUCAAUAAACUCAUAUGAUAUCACAGUGGCCUUAGAAAGAGAGUCAAAUGAAAGUUUGGAUGAAGGUUUAGACGAUAUCGAUUUGAUUAAAAAAUCAUAUGAUGUCACGUAUAGAAGAUUAAAAGAUGCUUUAAAUGAAAUUCGUUUUAAUUGGAAAGCAUCGCCUCUCGUUGAUUUACUAAUUGGAUGUCGAUUACCAGGUAGCCUUAAAGAAAUUGAACCGUUUGAAUUUAUCAACCUUCGAUUGGACGAUUCUCAAAAGGAAGCCGUGACCUUUGCUCUUCAGUCAAGAGAUCUAUGUAUCAUCCAUGGUCCACCAGGAACGGGGAAAACUACCACUAUUGUUGAGGUCAUUCUUCAGCUUGUGAAAAAAGGCCGUAAAGUGCUGGUCUGUGCACCAUCCAACAUUGCCAUUGAUAAUCUAGUGGAAAAAUUAGCUUCAUUUGAUGUACGGAAUAUGAUUCGAUUAGGUGAUCCGGCACGAGCUUCGAGUGAUAUUCAAUGGUUUACUUUGGACGCAGUGAUAGAUCGUACUUAUGAAAUGAUAUUUGUCAAAAAGAUUCGAUAUAGAAUUGAUAUUUUACGCCGCUCUCAAGAUCGUUCUAACUUAGCUCAGAUUCAAAAUCUACUCUUUGAUAUGAAAAGACAAGAAUUAAGAAUAUAUAAGCAAGUAUUGCGUGGAUGUGAUAUCGUCUUGUCUACUUUGGUCACUUCCUCGAGCGAUGGGCCUCUUCAACACUUGGGUAACCCUGGAAAAUACUUUGAUGUCCUCAUAAUCGACGAGUGCUCUCAAGCCAUCGAAGUGGCCUGUUGGAUACCGUUAACUCUCGUUAAAAAGUGUAUUCUCGCCGGCGAUCAUUAUCAACUACCUCCGACAGUUAUAACAAAAACUGCGGCUAAAAAAGAUCUCGAAUUAUCUUUGAUGGAGAGACUUCUUUCCCGAUUUGACCACGAAAAAGUGGUUCGUAUGUUAACGGUACAAUAUCGAAUGCACAAGAAAAUAAUGGAAUGGCCUUCUCAAAGUUUCUACUCCAACAAAUUAACUGCUCAUCAAUCGGUAGAGAAUCAAUCAAUGUCCGAAAUCAGUAACUUAUCUGAUUGUCCGCCCUUAUUAUUGAUCGACACUGCGGGUUGUGAUAUGCAAGAACUGUAUCAAAAGUCCAGUGUAUCUAAUGGAAAUGAAUACGAAGCCAGCAUAGCAGCGAUUUAUGUCGACUAUUUAAUAGACAAAGGUGUUAAACCUCAACAUAUCGGCAUAAUUACUCCGUACAACUUGCAGAUUGAAUUGAUCAAAUUACGAUUGCAUCGUAAUCAUCCCGAUGUUGAGAUACGUUCAGUCGACGGGUUUCAAGGCCGAGAAAAAGAAGUCAUUAUUUUAUCACUUGUUCGAUCAAACGCUAAAAAAGCAACUGGUUUCCUUCGUGAAUAUCGACGGAUCAAUGUGGCCGUAACUCGAGCCAAGAAACAUCUUGUUGUCAUUUGCGAUUCCGACACUGUCUCAGCAGAAACGCACAUCUCAUCAUUAAUUGAUCAUCUCAAAAUCAACGGUAAAGUGAAAUCAGCUUAUGAAUAUUUGAAAUCUAAGCGAACACGAAAUUAUCAUCAACCCAUAAGAAAGCGCAUCAGAUUCAAUUGAAUAAUCAAUAAAAAAUUGCCUUCA